AACCCUGCCUUAAAUUUUGUUUGUCCACGCGAUAUACAUAACAAGUUAAAUACAUAACAAACAAUUUUUGCGAAGUUUAUAAUAAAUGCAUGAAAAAAUGUAAAGUUAGUACAGGAAAGCGGCAUGAAUUAGCUGCUGUUUAUUGAGCCUUUGUCUCAUAGAACGAAACAAUGAUUCACGGGGAAGGUGACGUGAUGGUGCCUGCACAUUUGAACUUUGGUAGGUUCGUUCUGGAUCGACUGCGGAGGGCUACGCCAGAUCACAUUUGCUUGCGAAACUGCACAACUGGCGAGCAGUUGACAUUCAGCGAGUUUACACAGUAUGCAGUCAGGUUGGGAGCGGCGCUGGCACAGCUUGGAGUGGGGAGGGGGGACACAGUGGCUGUGGGGGGCGAGCCUCGCGUCACCUUCAUGCCUACUGGACUAGCAGUGGUACUGGCUGGCGCGGCGUAUACGCCUAUACCGCUUAGUUGCGGCUCAGCAACCCUGACACACAAGCUAAACCUAACAAAGCCAAAAUACUUCAUCUGUACCCGUCAGUUCUGGGAGGCCCACAGCACAACACUAAAGAGUUUGGAAUUCAUCAACACCUUCAUUUGUUUCGAUGACGUUGAAGACAUAGGGUUAUCUGUACAAGAGUUGGUCUCAAACCAGAGCCACGUGGAUGUAGACACGUUUGAGCCCGCUGUGGUUAAUGGAGAUGAUAUGGCUGUGGUCUUAUAUUCAUCUGGGACUACUGGGAUGUCUAAAGGAGUGCUGAUAACGCAUCUUAGCUGUAUUGCGAGAUGUGAUGCACAAGGGUGGUAUGGCUUCGAUUCCUUCCAAACAGCCUAUUUCGCUGGCGACGACCAAUGUGGUUCUUACGGAAUCUUCCCGGUGUACAUGUUUUGGUGUGCUGGCAAAACAAUGGUCUAUUCAGAAGAUGACGUAGAUCUGAAAAUAAUACAAGAUUAUAAGGUAGAUGUUAUGCCAACCGUUCCAGGAUUUGCAGAAGAACUUCUCAGCUCUAAAGUGGAAUACGACCUGAGUUCUCUGAAGAUAGUUUACACUGGCACCGCGCCUCUUCAUCUUACAACUGCCAAAGCAUUCAAGGAAAGAUAUCCAAAUAUCGAGCUGCUGAACAUAUAUGGCACGACAGAGGCGUACUUGAUAACAGCACAAGGGCCUUCACCCAUUGGAACUACGACUAUUGGUGUUGCCACUCCGGGUGUUACGAUUAAGGUCGUCGACACAGAAACUCGAGCCACACUAGGACCGAACCAGCGUGGUGAGAUCUGCGUGAAAAGCCCGUUCCUCAUGAAGGGCUACCUGGGGGCUACCUCGCGUUACCUGGACGAGCAGGGAUUCUACCUGACUGGCGAUCUGGGCUACUAUGACGAGGAAAAGAUGUUCUAUCUGGACGGGAGAUUGCAUGACAUUAUAGUUCACCAUUUGGGAUACAAGAUAUCUCCGUUAGAGUUAGAAGAAGUCCUGUUGAGUCACCCAGCGGUCCGCGAGGCGGGGGUGGUGGGGAGACCAGGAGAGGGGGAGAGCUCCCCACCGCCGCUGUGGUGUUGCAGCCUGAUGCUAGAAUCUCGGCGACCGAGCUGCAAAACUACGUGGACUCAAAGGUUACUUGGUACAUGCAGCUCAGCGGUGGUGUGAGAUUCGUCUCUGAAUUGCCGAGGAACGCCCAGCAAAAGAUCCUACGAACAAAACUGAAGGAGAUGCUGGUUUCAAUUGGUUAACCUUUUACUAUCAAUGACGUCUAUACGCGCAAGCGAUGACGUUUAUACACGUCAAGAUAUGCGAAUAAAUUAUGUAAUAAUA
Messenger RNA from Leguminivora glycinivorella, 1808 nucleotides. Its product is annotated as luciferin 4-monooxygenase-like. The transcript is spliced from 10 exons. The record is from RefSeq and is a predicted model, not a curated record. Gene Ontology annotation, molecular function: CoA-ligase activity. The coding region runs from base 171 to 1643 and encodes 490 amino acids. Lineage: Eukaryota; Metazoa; Arthropoda; Insecta; Lepidoptera; Tortricidae.